AUCUGGCGGGAGUCGCAGCACUCGCGGCGAGGACAUCAACGGCGGAUGGGUUCGGCGCAACGGAAAAAGGAAGUGGACACUGUACGGGUAGCAGCGACGACGUGUGUCGACGUACGGGCGACGAAUGUCGAGAUUUCUCGGUCCGCGAAGGAGAUGCGCGUCCCAGGGGACCGCGGGGCAAUGAGUAACGACGAGUCGGCCGGAACACGGGUCAUGAGUAGCGCAAAAUGAGAAGAACGUUUAACGCCGCGGUGGAGGCCCGAACAACGGACUGCAUCGAAGUCACGAGACGUCUGCAUAAAAGCGUGACGGAGAUUGUCAAGAAGUUGGAUGAGCAAAAGAAUCGUGCCCUGACAGUAAACGACAUAUUUGUUCCAUCUGGGAAAAUUCAGCGCAUGAAACUUAAGGACUACUGUGAGAGACUGAUAUUAAAAGACCCUGUUGGAAACGUGCAUAAGACAGAAGAACUUCUGUGGAGAAAGGCUUUCUACGAUGUUGUAUACACAGCCAAAAAAAUACGAAAGGGUAACACCUGGAAUGAUAUGGAAAAAACGCUGCUUUCGGCCCAUUUGGUGGUGGGUGUGGGAUAUUAUCAUCAUCUGAUAAUGAAAUUACAAAUGGAAUAUGAUCUAGAUCUUGUUGGUGUUGUCGACUUUGCUUUCAUUCAUAAUGAAAGUAUUUUAUCAUAUGCAAGAACUAAAACAGGGCAAUCUAAAACUCAUACCAAGGAAGUUAAACAGUGUGUCAUGCGCUUGAUCCAUCGAAGUCUAGUAUGCCUUGGAGACUUGAGUAGGUACAAAUUAGAAUUAAAUUCAAACUGGGAUCCAAUGAUAGCAAACAGAUAUUAUAAAAUGGCUAUAGCCAUUGAUCCAAAUAUUGGUAUGCCGCACAAUCAGCUUGGAACCAUAGCAGGCAAUAAAAAUUAUGGAUUAGAUGCAGUUUAUCACUAUAUGAGAAGUGUUUUGUGUCCUGAGCCAUUUGAUGGUGCAGAAGGAAAUCUAAGGAAAAUUGUAAUAACUCAGUCCACUUAUACAGAUGAGAGUAAUUCUGUUCAUCAUUGCGUAUCGCGAUUAUUUUCUUUAUUACAUUUAUGGGAUUAUGAAAAUCCAAAUUCUGACAAAAUAAAUCAGGAGUGUCAGGCUCUCUUAACUGAUAUAGAGAAAUGUUUAACAAUGGAUCAAAUCGAACCAAAUAACGCAAAUUGUCUAGAAAAUAUGGAUAACAUAGAAACAUAUCUUCAAAAUUGCAAAAACAGACCAACACUUUAUUUGACAGAUGAUAUGGUGUUUAAGAUCGUGACAAUAUGUUUAAUGUCAAUUUCUAGAUUAAAAAACAGAGAAUCCAACGAAGUACAGGGCGUCGUUGCUAUAACUUUAGCGAUAUUAUCGCAAUUGUUAGAAUUUAUAAUAACAAAACUACAAGAAAUGAUCAUACAAACGGCAGUGCCUGAUGUAGAAACAACUGUGAAGGAAAAUGCUUCCGAAUUGAAUGAUGUCCAGAAAAUUCAGACGUCUGAGUCAGGAAACAAUGGAGAGCACGUGGAAGAAAAGAACUCUGCUUUGAACCAAGACAAUAAUAUACUCGAUAUAGAUGAGACUAACAAAGCCAAGUCAGGCAAUGGAAUUACUAAUGAAUCAGGUCCCAAAAAGAUUCGCGACAAAUCGAAAAACCUUCUUAACAAGCUUCGUAGACGGAAAAGGAGGACCAGCUCUGAUUCGGAUACGAGCGACGUAGACCAAACAGCUCUGGCAUCGUCCAGUGACGAGGUCAACUCUGACGUAUCCGAGACGGAGGAGGAUGCAUUGAGUGAGGGAAACGAUGCAUUGUCGGACGACAAUACAGAUGAUGAGGAAUCAUCUCCGGAAAAUAAGAUUCAGUCUGCCGAAAACGCAGAGCAAAUAGCGAAAGAAAAGAUGAACGGCCAUGGCAGCGAUGUCAUCAACAAAACGGAGAUUUGCGAUAAGGAUGAUACCAACCAUUUGGUUAAUGGCCAACAGCACGCGACCAAUCAGCAAAUGGACUCGAAAGCGAAUGAUAAAGAUCACGAUAAGGAUUCAGAAAUAAAUUCCAGCAGUGUCGUCACUCUCACAAACACGGACUCUACUAGUACCUUUGAGGAAGGCAACGAUCGCUUGUGUAAUGCGGACAAUAUCUUCUACAUGGCACGAGUGAAAAAGCAGAGCUUAAAGUCGGAUGACAUUCUGAACAUAUUAAUCGGCAAGGAGAUUCUCGUAUCUAUUAAAGUGUGCUGCGAUUGGCUUCGAAGUAAUCCUGAUAUCGUGAGGAUAUGCGCCAAGAGUUCACGAAUAUUGUUGAAGCGCUUUACGAUUCUAUUAAAUCUAAUCGAUGUGGAUAUUGAAACUCUUGUGCCUGGGAGCGAGGACUCUACGAUUUUAUCCAGCGUAAAGAGAUUAAAGGAAUACGCGAAGACGGUACCUCUACCGGAGGACAUUGAUCUCCGGGGAUUGAGUUUGCUGGAAAACGCUCACAAGGCUCUCGAUUGGCAAAUACUUCGUAAACACAAAAUGAACAAACGGGAAGAAACGCUACUGAGAGUGCUGAAGCUAAUCGAGUUUGGGCACCAUCUUUGCUCUGUUGAGGAUUCAAGGGUGCAGUACAAUCAGACUGAGCGAUUAUUCGUGGUGACCGAUGCAAACUCGUCAAACGCUUCAAAGGUAAUAGGCCAGGAUGAGAAGAAUCUUGGGCCAGAGCAUUCAGAGCAUUCGAAACGGAAACUUAUGAGACACAUGGGCACAUUGUGGUUGAACGCCGAAGUUCGAGCUCUAGAGAGCCAAUUACGAUCUCGAUUGAUGUCGCCGUAUCUCGUUCCUGAUUACGAAGCCUUAUCCAAGCAUAUGCCAGUCCUUAAACGUUUGGUAUAUGCAAAGAAGUUUAUAGUAGUAAUUCCCGCGGUUGUUGUCUCUGCUUUGGACGAGGUGAAACGCGAAAGUGUUCAGGCGAGAGAAGCGACGCGAUGGUUGGAGACUCAAUUAAGACGUGGCUCAAGAUUCUUACGGGCGCAAAGACCUCACGAGCAUUUGGCGCUGCCAUUAAUAAAAGGACCAAGGCCAAAAGAUAAGGAAGCAUGGUUAUUUUUCCAGAUAAUAGAGUGUUGUCACUAUCUUACUCAGCAAUCGAAAGUCGGUUUUACUAGCGACGGGGAGGCACCGGUUGUGACUCUUCUAACUGGUUGUAAACUGGACGACAGAAGAGCUUUGACGUUUAGUCCCGAUGGAUUAGCAAAAAGUGCAGGUGUUAAUCUCGAGCAUAUAGAAUCAUUUCAAAUAAAAUGGAAAUCGUCAAUCAAGAGCUAUGGCUGAGCGAAGUAUAUUGCUUCUACGUGAACUGUCGCUAAAUCUCAUUCAGAGAUACUAUCCAUUGCUCGGAUGCCACACAACUAGAUUCUCAGCCGAUUAAAAGACAAGCACGGCAAGGGGGUUGGAAACCCCGCACAUAUUAAACGGAAAAUCGACGACGUAUUCUCGUACUGCCGCUAAAUUGGUGUCGCUAGAGAAUGUCAUUUUCCGUCGCAGAAGAAUCCCUAAAUAAUAAACCAAUGUUUUUUUUCUCUUUCUAAUCAUUCGUAUUGCCAUUUAUGUUUAAAAAGAUUGUAUUUUUAAGUAAACAUUUUUAAAUAAUCAGA
Molecule: messenger RNA, 3643 nt
Organism: Solenopsis invicta (red fire ant)
Lineage: Eukaryota; Metazoa; Arthropoda; Insecta; Hymenoptera; Formicidae
Gene: Smg5
Product: protein SMG5
Exons: 8
Coding region: 228-3320 (1030 amino acids)
Biological process (GO): nuclear-transcribed mRNA catabolic process, nonsense-mediated decay
Cellular component (GO): telomerase holoenzyme complex
Molecular function (GO): telomeric repeat DNA binding; telomerase RNA binding; protein binding
Source: RefSeq, a predicted model, not a curated record